AUGAUUAAAAAUGUUGUUAUCAAGAAAAGAGAUGUUCUAUCUAAAAUAAAUACAAGAGAAGAUGACGAUUGUUUCAAAGAUUGCCAUGACGAAGGGAAUGUGAACAAAAACCAUUUUAAUUGCUUGUUCUACAGAGAAUCUUCUGCAAAUGAUGAAAGAUUGACUUGGGUCCGACAGCCGAAGUUUGUAGAAGAUGCUAACAAACAGGCCAUAAACAAAGGUCCAAAGAUUACCCCAAUUACAAUUUUUCUAAAAAGGAGAUUUAAGGGUAGUGGAGUUCUUUGCUGCCAAAAAUGUGAAAAGGUGUGGCAAAGGGACGUGAAUGCUGCCAGAAAUAUAAUGAUAAUCUCAAAGGCGAUUUGGUCAGACGAAGGAAGACCAGAGGCUUUUAAACUCAAGAAAACUUAA
Mucor mucedo is the source of this 408-nucleotide messenger RNA. RefSeq lists its product as uncharacterized. Lineage: Eukaryota; Fungi; Mucoromycota; Mucoromycetes; Mucorales; Mucoraceae. The transcript is spliced from 4 exons. Bases 1 to 408 code for a protein of 135 amino acids. The record is from RefSeq and is a predicted model, not a curated record.